Molecule: messenger RNA, 2796 nt
Organism: Etheostoma spectabile (orangethroat darter)
Lineage: Eukaryota; Metazoa; Chordata; Actinopteri; Perciformes; Percidae
Product: E3 ubiquitin-protein ligase TRIM39
Exons: 8
Coding region: 224-1864 (546 amino acids)
Molecular function (GO): zinc ion binding; protein binding
Source: RefSeq, a predicted model, not a curated record
UGCCGUAAAGGCCGCAAUUUUAAGAUCAGGUAGUUGCAGUAAAGUAUGACCGAGAAACCAGUGCUUAGUUCAGAAAAGGGAGGGUUCGGGCUGAUGAAUCACUAUCCUAACACCUAUCACGGUAAUGUAGUCAUACUUCAUAACAGAAGAGUCCCCUGCUCUGCCGUCACCGAGCACAGACGUGUGACUGCCCAGCAAAGAGAAGAAGCUUGUUCUGCAGACAAUGGCUUCCCCAGGCCACGUGUUACCAGAAAAGCAGUUCCAGUGCACCAUCUGUCAGCAAGUGUUCACUAACCCAGUCACCACUCCCUGUGGACACAACUUCUGCCAGGCCUGCCUCCAAAAUGUGUGGGAUGGCAGUGAGGUCUGCAAGUGCCCCACUUGCAACAAAACGUUCACCUCACUGCCUGAAAUAAGCAUCAACACGGCCUUCAAAGAGCUGGCGGACGCAUUUCGUAAUAUUAUAGUCUGUUCCUCGGCUUCCCAGCUGUGCGCAGCCAAACCAGGUGAGGUAGUGUGUGACGUCUGCGCUGCAACCUCCCUUCAGGUGAAGGCCCUGAAGUCCUGCCUGGUGUGUCUGACCUCGUACUGUGAAGCCCACCUGGAGCCUCACCAGGGUGUCGCCACCUUGAAGAUCCACAAGCUGAUCAAGCCGGUGAAGAAUCUGCAGGAAAGGAUGUGUGUGAAGCACGAGAGGCUGCUGGAGAUGUUCUGCAGGGACGAACAGAAGUGUGUGUGCCAGUUCUGCACCGAGACCGAGCACAAAGAUCACCAUGCCAUUACAAUAGAGGACGAAAGCGGAGAGAGGAAGGUCCAAAUGAAGAAGAGUCAGGCAGAUUUUCAGCAGAUGAUCCAGGAACGACUGGAGAAGGUGGAGGAGAUCAAAAGCUGUCUGAAGCUAAGCAACAUGAGUGCAGAGAAGGAGAUGAAGGAGAGCGACCGUCUCUUUGCGUUUCUGAUUCGCUCCAUAGAGGAGAGACAAACUGAAGCCAAUGUGGAGAUCAAGGAGAAGCAGAAAGCAGCAGAGAGGAGGGCGGAGGAGCUCGUCGACCAGCUGCAGCAAGAAAUCACUGAACUGCAGAGGAGAAACGCUGAGCUGGAGGAGCUGAGGGCCUCUGAGGACCAUCUGCACGUUUUAAAGAGGUCGCCCUCUCUCAUGUCUCCUCCGCCCACCAAAGAGUGGAUGGAGAUCGGCGUCCACCCUGAGCUCUGCGUGGGGGCGGUGAGGGGAGCGCUGUCUAAACUGGACGACACCCUGAAGAAGGAACUGGACGGCCUGAAGAAGGAAGAGAUGAAGAAGAUGCAGACAUAUGCAGUUGACGUGGUUUUAGACCCGGACACCGCCCAUCCAAACAUCGUCCUGUCAGCUGACGGAAAGCAGGCGGGCCGCGGCGAGCUGCUGCACAUUGUUCCUGACAACCCCCAACGCUUUGACCCCGUCAUCUGCGUUCUGGGCAAGAGAGGUUACCUGUCCGGGAGGUUCUACUUCCAGGUUGCAGUGGGUUCAAAGACCUUCUGGGACCUGGGUGUGGUGAAGGAGUCUGUAAACAGGAAGGGGAUGAUCACCUCCAAGCCGGAGAACGGCUAUUGGACGGUGCGGCUGAGGAACGGGGAAGAGUAUCGCGCUUUGGACUCCCCCUCGGUCCUUCUGUCCCUCAAAGAGAAGCCGCAGAUUGUUGGAGUGUUUACGGAUUACGAGCAGGGGACCGUAUCCUUCUUUGACGUGGAGGCCAGGUCUCCGAUCUACACCUUCACUGGGUGCUUGUUCUCGGGGAGGAUCUUCCCCUUCUUCAGCCCGGGUGUUUUUGAUGAAGGGAAGAAUACGGCACCGUUGGUUAUCAAAGCUGUUAAUCAUGAGACUUGAGGAGGAUUCGACUUUGACCGCGAUAGCUGCAAGAAAGAUUUUGACUUACAGAACUGAUUCAGUAUUUAAAAGAUAAGUUUCUACUGUACAUACACAAGCAUUUUUUAAAGAUCCCCGCAUCCUCAACACAAGGAUUUUUAACUUUCCGCCAUUAUAAGAGAAGUGUUACAGGUGCAUGUGGAAAAAAUGCAUUCAAAGAAGACUGGACUGUUAAAGUAUGUCAGCCGAUCCAUUAUGGUUCAGCAACCAAGCCUGAUCUGUGAAAGUAUAAAAGCUACUACAGGUCAGGUUUCAGUAAGGAGUAAAUCACACAGUCCUGCCCGCACCAGGCCAACGUCGCACACUCACUGACAAAAUCACAAUGCUGAAACACCAGCAGCUGCUUAAAUAAUCAAAAGUAUUUCACAUUAGAAAGUAGGUUUAAUAGUCCUGAUAAUAUGUUUAUUUUAUAUCACAUAUAUGUUAUGUUACACAGGGUUAUUUGUAUUAUUAUGCAUUGUUCAAAGGCCCAGUAUGAAUGUAUUUUGUAGGUGACAGGAAUUGGUGUCAGAUAAAACAAAAAUAUGGAAUUACUACAAAAAAAUAUGAAUUGCUGGUGGUGUGUUAAUAUAUAUUUUUUUGUUAUUUACGGACAUCUUUCGGGCCCCAACCCAACCUCAUGCCACCAUGUAAAUCCUAAUGCCAAAUGAAUAUUCAAACUUGUGCAAAGGUACACCUGACAUGUUUAUGGUUGUUUUGUGCUAUGGACUCUGCAGGCUUAGCAAAGUAUUUCAUUUGCAUUGCAGACUUUUAACUGAAUUUAACAUUAACAUUAGGCUGGUGCUAAUUAAUGAUGCUAAAAAAAAAAUGUUCUGAGAAUAAUGCCUUGACUAGCAUGUUUCAAUCAGUGGUUCCAUGGUGAUUUGUUUUGGUAAUAAAGAAACUUGUAUCAA